AUGGGUUGCGAGAUUUCGAAGGACAGCCCGGAGGGGAAAUGGAUUGAAAAAGAUAAAUCCGGACCAACAAAAGUUCAUCCAGUCGACAUCCAGACGACACUUCGCCCAAAAACCACUCCCGAUUUACCAGAUUUACCAAAAAGCGAAACAAAGCAAGAAGUGGGGAAAGAAGAGAAAGAAAAAGAGGCGAAAGAGACGAAAAAGGAGAAGGAGACAAAAGACGACUCGAAAAUCCCCGAGCACAAUCCCUACAAUCGGAUUCGCAGUGGCUCGGUGGCGACAAUCAUUAUGGAGAAUCGGCCACCGUCCGGCGUUUCUCACACCUCGUUCACUCGAGUGUACAAGCAGCGCUUGUCGAGUCGCCCAUUCACCAUCGAUACCUCAAGAGCAAAAUCGAAUCAGCCAGUCGUUUCGCAAUGCGCUCAAAAGAUUGGGAUCACUGAGUAUCCCGAGGGUCGAGACGAUAAAAAACCGUGCGAUGUCUAUUGGCAUAAUGUUGUUUAUCCGGAUAUGUGUCGAGUGGUCACGCAUGCAUCAGCUAGAGUCAACAAGUUUCCUGGGAUGACUGAGCUGGCGAAAAAAAUCUCGUUAACCCACUCGAUCUCGUCAAUGCAGAAGCUCUUCCCUGAUGAGUAUGGUUUCUAUCCAAAAUCGUGGUUCCUCCCGGCACACCUGCGCGAAUUCGAGGAGUUCUCGGGGAGACAAGGGAAAAACGAUGGCACACAUUGGUUCAUCGUUAAGCCGGACGACGGAGCUCAAGGCACCGGGAUUUAUCUGAUCAACUCACCGUCGCAACUCAAAGAUCCCCUGCAGAAGCAACUCGUGCAGGAAUACGUGGCUGAUCCGUUGCUAAUGGGCGAUCAGCUGAAGUUCGAUUUCCGAGUAUAUGGAGUGAUUCGAUCGAUCAAUCCGUUGUCGAUUUACGUGGCAAGAGAAGGAAUGGCCCGUUUCUGCACCGAGCGCUACAGCAAACCGACGACAUCGAAUUUCGAGAAUUUGUUCUCACAUUUGACGAAUUACUCGCUAAACAAGUCGAAUGAUUCCUAUAUUCACAGCAAUACGCUACAUGAUCAGAUAAAAGGCUCGAAACGUCUUCUUUCCACCGUUUUCCACCAGCUUGAGUCACGAAAUCUGAAGACGAAAAAGCUCUGGCAUGAAAUAAAAAUGAUUCUAGUCAAGACUGUCCUCGCCAUGCUCCCCGAGAUCAUGCUACACUACGAGCAUCACUUUAUUGACAAGCCGGGCCCUCAGUGUUUUCAGAUAAUCGGCUUUGAUGUGAUGAUUCGUGCGAAUGGAGACCCGGUGCUACUCGAGGUAAACGCGGCCCCGUCGCUGACAAUCGAUCACCAGAUUUCGCCAGACGAACUUCUCUAUGAGGAACCCCAAAAAGUGCGGAGUAUCGUCGACGAGGUAAUCAAAGUGCCGCUGGUGAGGGACACGCUGUUGCUGGUGUUGAAUCUGAUGGACCAGGAGUAUUCGUCGGCCAGAUCACUGGGCUCAACCCAGUCGACGACAAGCUCCAAUCCGCCCGAGCACACGGCUGACGAUUUGGACACACUCAAAUCGAAGCGGAAACCACACUUGGCUGAGAUUUUCCCGAAUCGCUACGGCGCACACUCGUUUCAUUUGCUUUUCCUCGAUCGAGCCGUCUACCUCUUUAUGCAAUUCGUCAACCUACGCACCACGAUCAAUAUUUCGGUGUCUGGGCUGAAGUUGUUCAUAAAGAAAUGCAAUCUGCACAUGUUGAUAAACAGCCGGGAAAUCGAUUUAAAAGCCGCCGAAAUCAAUUUUUAUCUCACUGGAGAUCAUUCAAGGCUUCUAGGAAACGGCCUUCCCUUUCACGGCUUUUUGCAAUUCGUUUUCUAUGUGGCUGAGCGAAAAUUCCCGAAGGAGGGCUCAUUGCUGGAGAAAGUGCAACGACUGAUGCACUUCUGUGAUCAAUCUUUACGGCAUUAUGGAGUGCGGAGCGCACGCUUGAGGAGAACCGAGGUGGCGACGGCCGAGGGCGAGGAUGGCCCGGUCGAGAUCUACAUGCUGCCGUUGAGAAUGCGCGGGAAAAGACGAUCCCGUUCGUCGAUGUCCACGAAUCGCUCGAAAUCCCAGCCGCGCGGUGACCGAAAUAAUAACGCGCUGAGUUUACCGAGAAUCACGGCAAAUUCU
Mesorhabditis belari is the source of this 2160-nucleotide messenger RNA. Lineage: Eukaryota; Metazoa; Nematoda; Chromadorea; Rhabditida; Rhabditidae. The record is from the annotation of a GenBank genome assembly.